Molecule: messenger RNA, 2774 nt
Organism: Rhododendron vialii
Lineage: Eukaryota; Viridiplantae; Streptophyta; Magnoliopsida; Ericales; Ericaceae
Product: 6-phosphofructo-2-kinase/fructose-2,6-bisphosphatase
Exons: 24
Coding region: 248-2521 (757 amino acids)
Biological process (GO): fructose metabolic process; fructose 2,6-bisphosphate metabolic process
Cellular component (GO): cytosol
Molecular function (GO): 6-phosphofructo-2-kinase activity; fructose-2,6-bisphosphate 2-phosphatase activity; ATP binding
Source: RefSeq, a predicted model, not a curated record
UUUCUUAUCGACAAACAAAGCCCCCACCAACCCAACCGAACCGAACCGAACCGGGCAUUUCCCCUCCUUCAAUCUCCAUCUCUCACUUCCCAUUCUCCCCAUCCUCAACUGCACCCACACAAAAUCACAUGGACGACUGCUUCGUCUUCGUCUACUAGUAGUAGUAUUCUCGAUUACUACUAAAUUGAACUUGCAAAACUGUUGAUAAAGUAUACAGGCAGUUUCAGAGGUUAUAGAGAGAGAGAGAAUGGGGACUGGUGCGUCGAGGAACCCGGACAGCAGCUCGCAUGGAGGCGAGGAGAGAGAAGGAGAAAACCUAGACCAAGCAGGCGGCGGGCAGCUCUACGUCUCUCUCAAAAUGGUGAAUUACAAGCUCCAAGCCGCCGACGACGUCUCCCCCCACGUCUACGGCUCUGCCCCUCUCGUCGGUUCCUGGGACCCCUCCAAAGCUCUCUCAAUGGAACGCGAGUCGAACUCAAUGUGGGAACUCAGCUUCGUCGUCCCACCUAAUCACGAAACAUUGGAUUUCAAAUUCCUUUUGAAGCCGAAGUACAGUAAUGCGCCGUGCGUAGUUGAGGAGGGGCCAAACCGGCAGCUCACCGGGGGGACCUUGCAAGGUGAUGCGAGGUCGGCGUUGUUUAGGCUGAACGGCGACGAGGUUUUCGAGUAUCAGGUGUUCAUUCAGGCGGACAGGGUUUCGCCGUUUGAUCUUGCGGCUAGUUGGAGAGCGUAUCAUGAGAACCUUCAGCCUUCUACUGUUCGGGGAAUUCCUGAUGUUAGUAUAAAUUCAGCCCCAGAAACAGGUGCUGAGAAUGGCUCUUCAGUGAGUUUGGAGCUUGAUCUUGAGCAUUAUGUUGUCCCUGCUCCAGCAGCAUCAAGUUUGAUUUAUGCUGCUAACAUGACAGAAACUCCAAGGUCAUUAACCCAUGCCGGGGUGUUUUCCAAGCAUGAGAGUUCAACCAGCGGUUUGCAGUCCCACAAGGAUGGUGGAGUUCUUAGUGACCGACCUGCGGCUAUAAAGGAGAUGGAGGUCAUGGUACCAGAUCCGUCCAAUGUGUAUUCAGGUACCGGCAUGGUCGAAUCAAAGUCAGUGGGCACAUUUUCACCUUUCCAAAAGCAAGAUAGUCACAGGGGGCUCUUUGUGGAUAGGGGUGUUGGAUCUCCUAGGCUAGUUAAAUCCGCUAGUGCAACGACUUUCAGCACUGAUCUCAAACUAGAUUCAGAAGCCAAGAAUGCAAUGCCAGCAGCUGCUGGAGCUGUUGCCGCUGCAGCUGUGGCUGAUCAACUGCUUGGACCAAAGGAGGAUAGACAUCUGGCAAUUGUCCUGGUCGGCUUGCCAGCUCGAGGGAAGACUUUCACUGCCGCUAAGCUCACACGAUAUCUUCGCUGGUUGGGUCAUGACACCAAACAUUUCAAUGUUGGAAAGUAUCGACGCCUCAAGCAUGGAGCUAACCAGGCAGCUGAUUUUUUCCGAGGCGACAAUCCAGAAGGCAAGGAGGCAAGAAACGAGGUAGCAGCCCUGGCCAUGGAUGAUAUGAUAGCUUGGAUGCAAGAAGGUGGCCAGGUGGGAAUAUUUGAUGCCACAAACAGCACAAGGGAACGAAGGAAUAUGCUGAUGAAAAUGGCUGAAGGAAAAUGCAAGAUUAUUUUUUUGGAGACAAUAUGCAAUGAUGAACGGAUUAUUGAAAGAAACAUACGGCUUAAAAUUCAACAAAGCCCUGACUAUGCUGAAGAGCCAGAUUAUGAAGCUGGAUAUCAAGACUUCAAAAUGCGGCUAGAUAACUAUGAGAAAGUUUAUGAGCCAGUUCAAGAAGGAUCAUACAUCAAAAUGAUUGAUAUGGUCAGUGGCCAAGGUGGACAAAUACAAGUGAACAACAUCAGUGGCUAUCUUCCAGGAAGGAUUGUCUUCUUCUUGGUGAACACGCAUCUCACACCCCGUCCAAUUUUACUUACGAGGCAUGGAGAAAGUCGAGAUAACGUUAGAGGAAGAAUUGGUGGUGACUCUGGUGUGAGUGAUACAGGAGAGAUUUAUGCAAAGAAACUUGCUAACUUUGUGGAAAAGCGGCUAAAAAAUGAGCGGGCUGCUUCUAUAUGGACUAGCACAUUGCAGAGAACUAUUAUGACAGCUAGUUCAAUUGUUGGAUUUCCAAAGAUACAAUGGCGUGCUCUUGAUGAGAUAAAUGCUGGAGUAUGUGAUGGAAUGACAUAUGAAGAAAUAAAGAAGAACAUGCCCGAAGAGUACGAUUCGCGUAAGAAGGACAAGUUGAGGUAUCGAUAUCCUCGUGGAGAAUCUUAUCUGGAUGUAAUCCAAAGGCUAGAGCCUGUUAUCAUCGAGCUUGAACGACAGCGUGCCCCUGUUGUGGUGAUAUCCCACCAGGCGGUAUUGCGAGCAUUAUAUGCUUAUUUUGCUGAUAGGCCUUUAAAAGAAAUUCCGCAUAUCGAGAUGCCGCUCCACACAAUCAUAGAGAUACAAAUGGGAGUUACCGGUGUGCAAGAGAAAAGAUACAAACUCAUGGAUUGAACUUGCUUUAAGAUCCUAAGUUGCAUGCUCGGCUAAGGCAAUUCUUGGGUCAGAGAGAGCCAGCAGAGCAGGGAAGUCACGAGCUUCAACUUGAAGCAUUGAUCCCUUUUUUUUACUCAAUACAUGCAGGAAGAAAAGAUGUAACCUCAAAAACCAAAAGCCCCAUUAGACUUGUCUUGAAAUAAAACAAACACUCCAAGUAUUAAAUCCUAUUUCUUGAGAUUAUUUAUCCAACACAUCUCCGGCUUUGAUA